This is a messenger RNA of Monosiga brevicollis MX1, 2448 nucleotides long. RefSeq lists its product as uncharacterized. The record is from RefSeq and is a predicted model, not a curated record. The coding region runs from base 1 to 2448 and encodes 815 amino acids. NCBI's taxonomy places the organism in Eukaryota, Choanoflagellata, Craspedida, Salpingoecidae. The transcript is spliced from 16 exons.
AUGGCGGCGGGACAGCAGCGAGGCUGGGCCUGCUGGGCCGUGGUUGUGGCAAGCCUGGUCGUUACGGUCAGCGCCGAGCCAAACAUGACCGUCAACGAUGGCAACCUGAUGAUUAAUCUUGAUGCUGGUGCCACCAUGGAGGUUCAAAUUGGCAGCGACUCCGCGUGCCGCAUUGAUAGCCUUUGCGAGGAUCUCCAGCUCGAGACCACGACUCGACAGUCGAGUCCAAACGCCCUCACACAAGCGCUAUUUACCCGCCUCAAACCCAGAGCCAACGAGGAGGCGCUAGAAAAUCGCAUCACCAACCUAAUCAACACCACCGUGUAUCCGGAGCUGGCCCGCCUUCAAGCCAACAAGGCUGAUGGAGCUGCUCUUGAGGCCCUGGAGCAUCGUGUCAAGGAAGUGAACGACACCAAGGGCAACGCGGCCGAUAUCACCGCAUUGGAGACUCAACUGGCCGAUUUGAUUUCGCAAACCAUCAACCCUGGCUUGGCCGAUCUGCAAGCGUCAAAGGCCAACGUGACCGACCUUGAAGCCCUCGAGCUCAGUCUGCAACUCCUCAACGUCACCAAAAGCAACGCUGCCGACGUCGAUGCCCUCUCGCAUUUUCUGGCACAAGUCCACGCCUGUCUCACUCAGGUGCCCCCGAGCGCCUACGAUCCCAUUACGGACCGCUGCGUGGAUGAAGGUUUCCUUGAGGCCAACAUCACAGCCCUUGCCGCCAACGUGGCUCAUCUCAUGAACCAAGAAGCCCAGGCUGGCACACACGCCGCCAAGCUUGAGGCUUGCCUCAACAGCUCCCGACCCGGUCGCUACAACCCGACCACAGACUCUUGCGAGCCCCUGGUGCUGGACGCUUGCCCGCCAAGUGCAUGCCCAGCUCCCUCCCGAUGCCGCCUGCAAGCCAUUGGCUACAGCUGUGACUGCCCGCCCAGCACCUACCGCGCUGAGAAUGGCACUUGCUUCGAUUGCGCAAGUGGCACAACCACCCACGAAUGGAACCUUGCUUCCUGUCCGUUGAACCUCCACAAGUGGACCUACUUUUCCACCACGCUGCACUUUGAUGCCCUCAAGGAGGAAUAUGACGACCUGCAUUACGAGUAUGGCUGCUCCUACAAUGGCUUUACCAGCUGCCACUGGACGAGUCCCAACGAGGGCGCGACCAUGCUGAUGGCACAUCCCUUUUACCCACAAGGUGACACACGUACUACCUUGGUCUGGGGUACGACCACUAUCAACCAAGGCUUAUACUUUUCCGAAGCCCAAGGCAAUCGCUGGACCCACUUCUACUAUCAGCUCGAUGACAAUGGCAAUCCCAACUAUCUCGGAAGCAACGGCAUCAGGGAGGAUGUGCGGGUGCACCACCGUCCACUCUACACACCCUGGGAGCGCGUGGGUCGCUUUCAGGAUUUUGAUACGAUUGCCGCGCAAUAUCCACAGGAAGAGUACUGGUGGGGGACUCGCAUCACAGGACAGAUCCAAUACUUGGGGUAUUCCAAGUGGAACACACCGUCCGAAGCCCUGACAGCCUAUCCAUUUCGCAUGUACAGUGGCGACCCGAACAACGUGCAAUAUGUUGCUGACGUGUUCACUCGUAACUCCAGAGACGGCGGCGAUUCGGGUGACGGGUGGAACCACCGAAUUUACCAGCUUCCCAAUCAACAGUUGUACGAAGCCGGUGAGGUCGCGGAGCACUUUCCGUUUUAUGUUCGCAAGCGCCAGAACAGCUGGGUUACUGAUGACGAGUUUACAACGAUGGCCGACUUUGCAAACCUGGCCAACAAGUAUCCCAUCACCGAGUAUGAAAUCGGCGUGGUGGCCAACGGCGCUACACGCCUGAGCAUCUUCACGGGUUGGAACUUGGGACAACGUGUUACAACAUACCCAUUCCACCUCCAGGGCGACAAUGCAGAUGAAAUGUGGCUGGGCACAAGCGUGAUGAGCUACAACGUGCCCUUGAGCAGUGGCACAAUUCCCAAUUAUUGGUAUCAUACGUACUAUGCAGUUGGAGGAGGCAACGACGUUGUGAAGACUAGCAAUGGUGAUGUGAGCACGCGGCCCAUUCGCGUGCGCAAGCGCACCGCACCCUGGGUGCAGAUCGGAACCUUAGCAGACCUUUUUACCUUGUCUGCGUCAUAUCCUCAGGCGGAAUACGACUAUGGCUUGGCCUACAAUGAUCAUGUGCUGCCAAUAACACUCAACGGCUGGAAUUUGGGCACUCGUGCAGCUGUUUAUCCCAUGUACCCAAUCUAUGAUGAUGCCACAGAAUACGAGUUUGGCGCCGCUGUUUUCACGUACAACCUGGCAAAUGAGGUGGACAACAACUGGCGUCACAGCUAUUACACCUUUCCCCGAACGUUUGUCGGCAGCAACAACAAUGCCGGCCUGACACCCUUGUAUGUCCGUCCAACACAGUUUGAUGAGUUGGUCUACGCCUCCUUGGUGUAA